AUGUUCACUGUUUAUCAUUGUGAUCACUGUGAAUCACAGUGUUCAGCUGAUUGUGAACAAACACCAAAAUAUGGUAGUACUGUAUUAUGGUGCGUGAAAAGUGUCGCUACAAAUUCAUCAAAAGAGGAAUCAAUGAGGGAUCAAGAUGGUAUUAUAUUUGAUAACAGUGUUUCUUUUGAAUGGAUUGAGCCAUCUCCUACCCUAGCAAGCCUUCCAUACUUAUCUUCCCAAGUUAAUCAUCAGUUGUGUUUAUGUAGCUUAAAUACUGGGGUUACUCAAUGCAAUUCAAGCAGUGAGGAAGGUGUUUAUAGAUGUAUUAUAAAAGGGAGUGAUGUGACUGAGACUUUACAGUUCACAUACUCAGUGUAUAAGCUUAUCACAGUCCCAACCAGUACUAGUACAACCUCUGCUCCUGGAAACAAUAUAAUAACAUCAUCAUCAUCUUAUCAAACAAUGAAAGUAUCAACAACAACUUUAUUAUCAACAGAAACAACAACAACAACAACAACGGUAAACAAUUUUUCAUCAGUUACUUCAGUUUCAUCAUCUUCAUUGAGUUCAACAACAUGUCCCUCAUCAGUUAAGGAUCAGAACUCAACUCUACUACACUAUGGUGGGAUUGGUCUAUUAGCUACUACUAACCUGUUGACAUUCAUUGUAUUGGUAACUAGCUGUGUGUACAUAAUACACUCAAAAAAACAAACAAAGUAUGCAUUAGGAAGAUCAAGAGCUAAUGUUACUGUACAGAGUAAUCCCAUAGGAUCAUUGAGUGUCAUCAACAUUGAAACUGAAAUACUAAAUAAAGAUUAUGAUUCAUGCUUGCACAAACAACAACAACAACAAACACAACAACAACAACAACAACAACAACAACAACAAGAGUCCUCCCAUCCUUCAAUAGAUAUUUACUCGUAUACUGUAGAUGAUGAAGAAGAUCAUUCAACUGCUGAUAAUGAUGAAUAUGCUGUACCAGAUGAUCUGUUUGAGGUUAAGAGGAAAGGAUCUAACCCACCACCUUCAGUACCCCCUCCUUAUGCUUGGAAAGGGAUUGCUAUGGUGGAAGAGUCAGUGAAUGGAGUUGGUAACAGCAGUAGUGUUGAUAAUUUUGAUUGUUUGUAUGCAACCAUUGGUAGCAAGGAGGAGGAGAAAGAACAAGCAAGUUAA
Molecule: messenger RNA, 1164 nt
Organism: Amphimedon queenslandica
Lineage: Eukaryota; Metazoa; Porifera; Demospongiae; Haplosclerida; Niphatidae
Product: cell wall integrity and stress response component 3-like
Exons: 3
Coding region: 1-1164 (387 amino acids)
Source: RefSeq, a predicted model, not a curated record